This is a messenger RNA of Coregonus sp. 'balchen', 1176 nucleotides long. The record is from the annotation of a GenBank genome assembly. NCBI's taxonomy places the organism in Eukaryota, Metazoa, Chordata, Actinopteri, Salmoniformes, Salmonidae.
AUGGGUCAGCGACUGAGUGAGGAGAGUGACUCAGACCAGGAAAUUGAUGUUGCAGAGCUGCAGGAGUGGUAUAAGAAGUUUGUGGUGGAGUGCCCAAGUGGAACACUCUAUAUGCACGAGUUCAAGAGCUUCUUCGGCGUCACUAACAACAAGGCGGCGGAUUAUAUUGAGAAUAUGUUCCGCGCCUUUGACAAGAACGGAGUGAGUAGCAUACAGAUUACAGUAAUCUGAUGGGGGCCUUUGAGGGCCACAGUGACCACAUGUCUUUCAAGUGAUAACUGUUGAACACCUUUUCUCUUCAUUUCAGUAUUUAUUGAUGAGUAUCAUUUCAAUCUUUUAUGAUUUUUUUCCCCCUUUGCCGGACAACACAAUUGAUUUUCUAGAGUAUGUUGCAGCCCUGAACCUGGUCUUGAGGGGCAAGUUGGAACAUAAACUGAAAUGGACUUUUAAAAUGUAUGACAAAGAUGGAAGUGGCUGCAUUGACAAGACAGAGCUGCUGGAGAUUGUAGAGGUAACAACAAACAUUUUCCAGUCGUUGAAAGAUUAGUGUAUGAUUAAAUAAAAUACAGUAUUUCUAUACACAUGUAUACAUAUGGGAUAUAAUUCCAAAAUGUUAUUAUCUUUUCUCAGUCCAUCUACCGACUGAAGAAAGCCUGUCAUGGAGUACUGGAUUCGGAGUGUAACCUCCUGACCCCAGAUCAAGUGGUCGACAGAAUAUUCGAACUGGUGGAUGAAAACGGAGAUGGUGAGGAUGUUUUCUUUACCCCCUUACUGUUCUCUGACAGCUUGAUCUGUGGUUUUUAAUAAUUUAGCAGGUUCUCACUGUGAUUUCCAUAACCAUUAUGGCUGUGUGUAACACACACAGACAUGUACAGUAUUUGCCAUUUAGCACUCUUUUAUCCAAAGCGACUUAGUCAUUAAUGUACACAUUCCAGAGUAUUUUGAAAAUUGGACAAUGGGUGAGUAAUGUUUUUCCUUCGGUGUAUGUGUUUUAGUUUCACUAGUAAAUGGGUAAUGCUAAAUAUUUCUCUGUCUCUGGAUGAGUUCAUUGACGGGGCCAGGAGAGACAAGUGGGUGAUGAUGAUGCUGCAGAUGGACGUCAACCCUGGGGAAUGGAUCAAUGAACGGCGACGUAAGAGCUCUGGAGUGAGCUCUGAAGCUAGACCUCUGCAAUAA